Molecule: messenger RNA, 3841 nt
Organism: Populus nigra (black poplar)
Lineage: Eukaryota; Viridiplantae; Streptophyta; Magnoliopsida; Malpighiales; Salicaceae
Product: E3 ubiquitin-protein ligase UPL6-like
Exons: 26
Coding region: 214-3315 (1033 amino acids)
Biological process (GO): protein polyubiquitination; ubiquitin-dependent protein catabolic process
Molecular function (GO): ubiquitin protein ligase activity; protein binding
Source: RefSeq, a predicted model, not a curated record
AAGUUUCCCAGGCAGUCUCUUCCAGUUUUUAGCUCGCAAGAAGAAAGAAUUCCGUGUACUUUUUUCUUCUUCAACUUUUUGUCAAAUUGAUCACGAACUUCUGCUAUAUCUCUAAUAAACUUGGACUGGUUAAUAAACUUGGACUGAUUCUUUUAAACCCGGUGAUAUAAUAGCGUGAUUGGCGAGGCCGGGUUUCGGCUCAGAGGGGAAGCGAUGUUUUUCAACGGCGAUUCAUCCACAAGGAAGCGAGUCGAUUUAGGAGGCCGGAGUUCGAAGGAGAGAGAUAGGAAGAAGCUUCUUGAACAAACUAGACUGGAACGUAAUAGUCGGUUGUGGGUGAAGCAACAGAAUGCCGCUGCUGUCAAAAUUCAAAAAUGGUUCAGAGGGAGAAAGGCAGUGGAGGCUGAACAUUCUAGGGUGCGGGGGAAGUUCCAUGGAACCUAUGGCAAGUGUUGCCAAAAUGUAGACAGGCAUUGUUUUGGUCCGGAUUCAGAGUUCUUCCGGCAGCUAUUAUUUUUCUUCAAUGCAAACGAUAGUGAUGAUUUCACAAUCCUCGUGGAGACUUGCCGAUUGCUUCUGCAAAAUGUUCAAGAUAGUGGGGAUAUCGUGAGCCUAUUUGCUGGUGGGGAUUAUUCAACCAAGCAUGCUUUGGUGGAGUAUAGGGUCAAAAAACUCUCAUUUGCCUGUAUUUGGGCUAUCUAUCAAAAUAGACAACAAUUGAAGGAUCAAUUAGUGAUGAUGCCCAGGGAUUCAAGCAUAACAGCAACUCUCUUGCUGGAAGCUGUAGCUUUGCUGAUCGAUCCCAAACUUCCAUGGGCUUGUAAGGUCGUUGGUUAUCUCUUGCAAAGGAAUGUGUUUGCUCUAUUUCGAGAGAUUGUUCUAACAGGAAAGGAGAAUAUGAGGAGUGACAGUUCCAUCAGAAAUGCAUCUCCAUUGGAGCGUAUUCUUGCCCUUGUGAUAUCUCAUGUUGGUCAGAAGCCAUGUAUUUGCCCCACCAUUGAUCUGCAAUGGAGUUUCUCAUCUCAGAUGCUGACAAUUCCUUUACUAUGGCGACUUUUUCCUAAUUUAAAAGAGGUUUUUGCAACUCAGGGGCUGAGCCAACAUUACAUUAAUCAGAUGGCACGUUGCAUGCGGAAUAAUACUUAUGUACUGCCCAAUGAUCUUUCUGUGGAAUAUCCUGGCCACGCUUGUCUUCUAGGAAAUAUGUUAGAAACCGCAGGAGCUGCUUUGUCUCAUGCUGACUGUUCAUUUGAGAUGGCUAUAGAUAUUGCUGCCGUGACAACAUUCUUGUUGGAGGCACUUCCUCCUAUAAAAUCAUCAAGUCCAGAAAUUAGACCAAGCUCCACUCUGGAUGAGGAUGAUAUGGCUUUGCCUGAUGAAAUGGAAAUAGUCUUAAACAAGGAUUUGGAACACAAGAUAGUCCAUGCUAUGCAUUCACGCUUUCUCUUGCAAUUGACGAGUGUUUUAUUUGGGGAGAUUACAAUGGUCAGUGGUUCAAACCAUGGACUGGACGAUAAAGAGGUUGCAGCUAUUGGUGCUGCUUGUGCUUUUUUGCAUGUAGCUUUCAACACUUUGCCAGUUGAGCGAAUGAUGACUGUACUAGCUUUUAGAACUGAACUUGUUCAAGUGCUUUGGAAUUUUAUGAAGCAGUGUCAUGAGAAUAAAAAGUGGCCAUCCUUGCCUGAUCAGUUAUCAUAUCUACCAGGAAAUGCACCUGGCUGGCUAUUACCUCUGGCUGUUUUUUGUCCUGUAUAUAAGUACAUGCUUAUGUUAGUUGACAAUGAGGAGUUCUAUGAACAGGAGAAGCCUUUAUCAUUGAAGGAUGUCCGGUGCCUAAUUGUUAUUUUGAGACAGGCCCUAUGGCAGCUCCUAUGGGUGAAUCCUAAAGUGCACAGUAAUUCAGUUAAACUCGUCAAGAACACCUCUGCUUAUAGUGGGAACCCUAUUGAAUGUAUUAAACAGAGAGUUAGUCUUGUAGCCUCUGAGCUCCUCUCUCAGUUGCAAGAUUGGAACAACAGACGACAAUUUGCACCACCCAAUGAUUUCCAUGCUGAUGGUGUUGAUGACUCAUUUAUUUCUCAGGCUGUAAUAGAUGGAACCAAAGCAAAUGACAUUAUGAAACAGGCUCCUUUCUUGGUACCUUUUACAAGCAGAGUUAAAAUAUUCAAUUCACAAUUAUUGGCAGUUAGGCAAAGACAAGGGUCCCAUGGUGUUUUUACAAGAAACAGAUACAGAAUACGGAGAGAUCAUAUUUUGGAAGAUGCUUAUAAUCAGAUGAGUGCAUUGUCUGAGGAGGACCUUCGAGGAUUGAUUCGUGUAUCAUUUAUCAAUGAGUUUGGAGUUGAGGAAGCUGGCAUUGAUGGAGGUGGCAUUUUUAAAGAUUUCAUGGAAAACAUUACUCGAGCUGCCUUCGAUGUGCAGUAUGGGUUGUUUAAGGAAACAUCUGAUCACCUACUCUACCCCAAUCCUGGAUCAGGAAUGCUACAUGAACAACAUCUUCAAUUUUUUCAUUUUCUUGGAACUCUUCUUGCAAAGGCCAUGUUUGAAGGUAUUCUUGUUGAUAUACCUUUUGCAACAUUCUUCCUAAGCAAAUUAAAGAAGAAGUACAACUAUUUGAAUGACUUGCCUUCAUUGGAUUCAGAAUUAUAUCGCCACCUUAUUUUCCUAAAGCGUUAUCAAGGUGAUAUUUCUGACUUGGAGCUCUACUUUGUCAUUGUAAAUAAUGAAUAUGGCGAGCUGACAGAAGAGGAGCUGCGUCCUGGAGGAAGAAACCAGCGUGUCACUAAUGACAAUGUCAUUCCUUUUACCCAUCUUGUAUCCAAUUAUCGUCUAAAUUAUCAGAUACGUCUACAAAGUUCUCAUUUCAUGAGGGGCUUUCAGCAGCUUAUAAAGAAAGAAUGGAUUGAUAUGUUUGACGAGCAUGAACUUCAGCUUCUGAUAUCAGGUUCGCUUGAUGGCUUGGAUAUUGAUGACUUGCGCAUUCAUAGCAAUUAUGGUGGUGGUUAUCAUAGUGAGCAUUAUGUUAUUGAGAUGUUCUGGGAAGUUCUGAAAGGUUUUUCCAUGGAAAAUCAAAAGAAAAUUUUGAAGUUUGUGACUGGUUGUUCACGGGGACCUUUGCUUGGAUUUAAAUAUCUUGAGCCCUUAUUUUGUAUACAAAGGGCUGGGGGCACUGCCUCUGAGGAAGCUCUUGAUCGGCUGCCGACAUCAGCUACUUGCAUGAAUCUUCUAAAGCUUCCACCUUAUAGAAGCAAAGAGCAGCUAGCAACGAAAUUGCUAUAUGCUAUAAAUGCUGAUGCGGGUUUUGAUUUGAGCUGAUGGAUUGCGUUCUUAUAACACCAAGGGAGAAAACUUGGCUUGUGAACUUGUGAUGUCAUCAUAAUCCAUAUGAUGAUGCUUCAGCAAACAUGUGAAUGGAAUAGGCUUUAGAUUGCUUCCAUGGAAGAUCCGCCAUUUGGAUUCACGUGUACAUAUGUGGAUACAUCUGCAGUAUAUAUAUUAAGUUUGGUUAAGUUUAUACAUGCUGGAGCUUCCACAGGUGCCCUGUCAAGGAAUACGAUUUUUAGACUGCAAGUUGAAAGAAUUGCAACUCAUGAUGUAAACGAGACGGGCUGUUUUUUUACUCUUUCUUGACUAGGUCCCAGCAAAAUCUUUCCUGUCUAGAGGCGGAUUUAAAAUGCUCUUUUACCUGUUUCUACCAGUUGUACUUGUGUAAUUAUCUGUAGAUAAGGACAUAAGGUAUAGAUGACCAGGGGCGAAGUGGUUGUGUUUAAUCUCAUAAUUCAGAGAAGCUCCGAAUUCUCGACGAGGAAAGUCUGAUUUAAAUAAAAUAGCUCUUUAUAUA